Laccaria bicolor S238N-H82 is the source of this 993-nucleotide messenger RNA. RefSeq lists its product as uncharacterized. The record is from RefSeq and is a predicted model, not a curated record. Lineage: Eukaryota; Fungi; Basidiomycota; Agaricomycetes; Agaricales; Hydnangiaceae. The transcript has 4 exons. The coding region runs from base 1 to 993 and encodes 330 amino acids.
AUGUGCAAAGGAAAAGACCACGUGCACCCAACUCAGCCCGGACAACCCGCUGAACCUCACCAUGAUCACGACCACCACGACCACCACCAUGGCUGCGAGGGUCACGGGCACAAGCAUCAGCAUCAUUCCCCCAAAGGUCAACUCCAACAAGCAGCUGAGCCUCAUCACGACCACGACCACCACGACCACAGCCAUGCCUGUGGAGGAGGACAUGGGCACGGCCAUCACGGUCAUCCAGGCCAUGGUUCCCAUGUAGAUCAACCUGAGCAAGGGCAGCCACCUCACCAUGACCAUGACCACCACGAUCACAGUCAUGCCUGUGCAGGACACGGACACGGCCGCCCUGACCGCGACACGUACGCGGAGGCUAACAGGGAGCACUUCGAUGCCCACCAAGAGGAGUUUGAGAAUCACCCACAUGCAGUCGAGCGGGGAGUCAGGACGGCGUUGGCUCUUCGAGACGCUUAUGCCUUUGAUAAGGAUAAGACAACUGUCCUUGACUUUGCGUGUGGCACUGGCUUAAUUUCCCAAGAACUCGCGCCCUACGCCCUCGCCAUCAAAGGCGUCGACAUCAGCCAGGGUCUCGUCGAUCGGUAUAACCAAAAGUUUGCCGAGAACAAUAAACACUUGAGCGCCGUCCGUGUCGAGCUUAGAGACGACUCCAAAGAGCUCGAAGGCAACAAGUUCGAUGUCAUCUUCUGCGCUUCAUCAUACCACCACAUCUCCUCCGUCGAAGAAAUAACCCGUGUUCUCGUCUCCUACCUCAAUCCAGGCGGGGCGCUCUUUGUCGUCGACAUGAAGAAGACGGGGGAAUCAAGCAUACCCAAGGAGUACCAUCACAUUGUGCCUCAUAAACACGGGUUUAGUGAGGAUGAGAUUCGCAAGUUGUUUGAGGGUGCUGGGUUAGCGUCUUUCAGCUAUAAAGAAGUCGCGUCAGGCGAAGGCGAUUUAGAUCUGUUCAUCGCUAAAGGUAUCAAACCAGCGUCAGCUUAG